UGUACCUAGGUGCAGUAUGUAGCUGAGCCUAGAAAGCUUAUUCCUCCCCGCAUCUGCAUCCAGCCUACGAUCCCGUUGUCCGGCAUAUAUAGCGCCGCAUAUAUGCAUGCCCAGCGAAUCAAGCUUUGGCCCUGCAGUUCUAGCUACGGCUUGUAAUAUCUAGCCCUGGCUCGUGAUGAACUGGUAUGCAAUCUGCGAGCUUCAACCGUAAAAUCUUACCACUCGGUCCAUGUAACUAUGGCUAUAGGUCUAGACUUCCCCACAAGAGAAGUGAUCAAACAUCACGACAUGAAAGACCCCAUAUUCAAACAUGGCCAUCUUCAAUAAACAUGCAUGCAUAUAUGCGUGGACAAUAUUAGUGAAGUCUAUAGACAUGUGAAUCCGAACUCGAUCGAAACCCCAUGAUCAGCGCCAUUAUCGGCACCUUUGUAAGAGGGGGGCGAGGCCCUAGUUACCUAGCAUUGCUCCGAUGAGGAUGAGACUCGAGAUAAUGCCUUGCCGGUUAACAUUCGCCAUUGACGGACAAAUAGGUCCGUGAUCCUACGAACUUAAGACUUUUACACCCAGCCCAUCCCCAUACCUUACUCCUAACCUUCUCAACUCCGUCUUAUACAAUUCUUCAUGUCCUAGAACCUGUUAGUCCUGAAGCCUAUCCAUAUCGAAGAUGGGUUUUAAGUCAAAGGAAACAACAUACGAGCCGCUUGUCUCAGAUGAGGCGCGGUUCUCGCAGAGUUCUGAUAGCCUCGAGAGCCAAGAGGGCAAGCCUAUGCUAGGACGAAGCUUCCAGAGAACGUCUUCUCGCCUUACCUCUUGGGUCAAAGCAGGUGGCGCAGUUCUAGCAGUUAUCAACACUAUUCUUUUAAUAAGUAUAAUCGUCGUCCUAUCGCUUUCACAGCACGAAAAGGAAUGCUCCGAAAUCCAGUGUGCUGCUAAGACAUCGUACUAUUCCCCGCUCCUAGAAGAGGACUCUGGUGCUAUCGAAUAUGAAACUCGCAGGUUUCAAGGCGCUCUUGAACACCAAAGCAUCUAUAAGGGGACACCUAACAAGGAGCUUGACGCAGCAUGGGUAGAGCUCACGCACAUGAACAAUUCUGGUGUGAGCGGCGAUGUCAUAGACCGCAUCGGAAAGUCGCGUAUUGCCGUAAAGUACCCAGAGUCUAAGGGUGGACAAUAUGAUGUCGGUGUCGAGGUCUUCCACCAUAUGCACUGUUUGAACAUCAUCCGCCAGUACACUUACAAGGAAUACUAUUUCCGCGCUGAGAAUCGACCAAAAAGUUUCACUGACCCCGAGCCUAUCAUUCGCGCUCAUAUCGACCACUGCAUUGAGAUGCUACGUGAAGCUCUGCUGUGUCACGGCGACGUUGGUAUCAUUACCUACAACUGGGUUCAUCCAUGGGGAAUUUACCCCGACUUCAGCACGCAGCACAAGUGCCGCAGACUCGACAAGAUUGUUGCUUGGGCUGACAAGCACGCAUUGCCAGUAGAAGACCCCGAGCCUGAUGAGAACACUGUGUGGCUCAAAGGACCGCCGCAGUAAUAGGCCAUUCUAAAUUCCACCUACAUACACAAAUUGUGGAGGGAUAUUAUGGAAUACAAAGGACUUGACUUGUCAAAUAUGAACCAUUUAGGCUUAGAUCAUGGAUCUUCAAGACGAUAG
Daldinia vernicosa is the source of this 1657-nucleotide messenger RNA. RefSeq lists its product as uncharacterized. The coding region runs from base 665 to 1537 and encodes 290 amino acids. Lineage: Eukaryota; Fungi; Ascomycota; Sordariomycetes; Xylariales; Hypoxylaceae. The record is from RefSeq and is a predicted model, not a curated record. Gene Ontology annotation, biological process: mycotoxin biosynthetic process. The transcript has 5 exons.